AACGUGUAGCAGUUGGUUAAUGGAGGUGUUUCUUCCUGGUAGCGCUAAGCAGCUGGCUGAAUGAGUCACAGCAGAGAAGUUGUCUGAGAUGAAAGCUCUCGGCGAUCAGAGCUGCUCACCUCGUUAUCGACUCUCAGUUUCGCUUGAGACGCAGUCGGAAAUGGAUGAUGCCCUAUUCGCAGUUCAGCUUUCGCUGCUGCUGAUGCUUUCGGUCAUUGUUUGGGCCGAGUUCUGCGACAACGGGACAGGCGAGUGCAAGGAGCUGACGGGCACCGAUUGCCCCGUGAUAUUCUACAACCAGCACUUAAUAGGACCGGAUAUCAAGUACUGUGACGAGUUCAACGACAUCGUGUGCUGUCCCAUACCGCUGGAUCACCAGAACCUGAAGCCGGCCGAUGAAACGCGUCCGUUUGAGCGGGAGUGCAAGCGUUUCAACGAGGCGCGCGCCUCCUGUCGCUCCACGCCCUUCAUUGUGGGCGGCUCAAAGGCGACUGGCCAGGAGUUUCCCUUCAUGGCGCUGAUUGGCACAAAGGAGAACGAAAAGGCCGAAAUCAAUUGGGACUGCGGCGGGGCUCUGGUGCAUCCCCAAUUCGUGCUGACGGCGGCACAUUGUCUGGAAACCAGCGAAUCGAAGGCCGAGCGACUUGACCCCGAAUUUGACUCGCCUAAAUUUGUGGUGCGUCUCGGGGAGCUGGACUACAACAGCACCACAGACGAUGCCCAGGUACAGGACUUUCGGGUGGUCAAUUAUGUGGUGCACCCGGCGUAUGAUGACGAGGACGGCUUUAAGAACGACAUUGCCCUCGUUGAGCUGGACAGGGCGGCAGUAUUUAACGAGCAUGUCGCACCCGCUUGCCUGCCGCCCAGCAGCGGCAACGAGAACAGCCAGCUGACAGCCGCCGGCUGGGGAUUCACUUCCGACAAGGGCUUCAAAUCGUCGCAUCUACUGAAGGUCACCCUGCAGCGCUUCAGCGACGAGCAGUGCCUGGAGCGACUGCAGCAGGGCAUUGAGACGCGCACCCAGUUCUGUGCCGGAUCGCUUACCACCAAUGCCGACACCUGCAAUGGCGACUCGGGCGGACCCAUCUUUGUGCAGCACCCGCUCUAUCCGUGCCUCAAACAAGUGAUUGGCAUCGUCUCCUAUGGCUUGGUGUGCGGCACACAGGGUCUGCCGAGUGUCUACACCAAGGUCCAUCUCUUCACCGACUGGAUCGAGAGCAUUGUGUGGUCCGAUUAGUCACAAUCUCGUUUGCUAUAAGAAUCUUUUGUUUGCUACAAAUGUAUGUACUACUAUUUGCCCGCCAUAUCACUCUUGUAAUCCACCUGGGAGGCCAGCUCUACCAGGGCAAAGUUUCUGCCUAAGAAUCAGCAUCCAUUCCAAACAGAAAAUGGAGCCAAUACAUAUACAUAUUCACGUGUCCUUAUACUCCCGUUUGGCGAAACCUUAGGGUUAUGUUACAGGGAGAUCCACACAAAGGGAUUUCUGCGCCGCCCUCAAACUUCCGUUGGGUUAUUCUUCGUUUUAACGUCCAUCGAUCACACCAAUCUUUAGUAUUUUUAUUAAUACUAAUCGAUAGUCAUAAAUAUUUGGCGCCAAUUUGACUUAAAAAUUGUUUUUAGAGUUGAAUUGAAACCUUAUCUGUUCAAUUACUUUCUGGCUGCUUCGUUUGUGGUCGCCAACAGAGAUAAUACUUAUGUAUGUCAAAUAAAUAGCUAUUAUCA
Drosophila obscura is the source of this 1722-nucleotide messenger RNA. RefSeq names its product trypsin-2. NCBI's taxonomy places the organism in Eukaryota, Metazoa, Arthropoda, Insecta, Diptera, Drosophilidae. Gene Ontology annotation, biological process: proteolysis. Gene Ontology annotation, molecular function: serine-type endopeptidase activity. The record is from RefSeq and is a predicted model, not a curated record.